AUGGACAGAUCACCUUCACUGCCAUUGCGCAAGCGCUUCAAGACGAUCACUGAGGGAGUCGAGGAAAUUGAGAAGGAGUCAAUCAUGAAGCUCAAUGAUGACUGCCUUCUCAUUAUUUUCUCGCACAUGACUCUGUGGAAUUUGAUUGUGGUUGAGAAGGUUUGCAUGCGCUUCGAGUCACUCGCCAAGACAUUCUACAGAUCACAGCACAUUCUGGACUUUCAGGCUAAAAAUCUCCAAAUCUCAGCCGAAAGGCUUUUCCCUCCUUGGGCCAAUCCCUGCCAGAAUCCCGAGCUGAAACUCCAACAAGUAACGGACAUCGCACAGAGACUUGGCCCUUACGUACAUACUCUAAGAGCAUCUUUCAGCGUGUUCGCCGACAUCAGUAACAGUGUCCACAUCUUGUUAACGAACUGCGUCAAGUUGCAGAGCUUGUAUCUCGAUGCCUUUAGCGCAGAUGUCGUGCCUGUGCUCGCCAAGACGUUUGCAAAUCUCAAGGUGGUCCGUUUGCGGCAUUAUGAGCUCAUGGAUUACACGAUGGUGAAGCUCUUGCACGGAGCAAAGCAGCUGGAGACGCUCAAUUUCGCUGAUAACAAGAGCUUUGGAUUCAAGGGACAAUUUCUGACCAUGCUGAGAAAUAUUCAGGAUCUCAAUCUCAGUGAGUGUGACAGUAUCAAUCCGAAUUUCCUAAUACAGUUCUUCAGACGCAACAAAGGACUGAAAAGCCUCAACAUAAUCGGAUGUUCCAUGAAUGGCGCAUGUUUGGAUGCGAUUGCGACCAAACUGAGGAAUUUGCAAUGUCUGAAGAUCAGCAAUAACUACAAAAAAACCAAACCAACUGAUUUCCACAUGCUUGAAAAUGUGUCUCACUUGAAACAUCUGAAGAUUAGCACUUACCAUUACGUCAACAUUAACUACUAUCUGAUGAAAAUGAUCGAACGGAACAAGUUGGAAUCUCUAGAAGUGGAAUACAUUAUGAUAAGACGUAACCAAGGGCAAAACUCUAUUUCCAUUCCCUUCCGCUACUGCUCCACCUUGAAAGUGCUGAAGCUCAGCGCAUGGAUCGAUUUGGAGGAUAAGGUGCUGGAGCAGAUAUCUCUUGUUCAGACCCUGGAAGAGCUGCGCUUGGAUUAUUGCUCGUGGUCCACAAAUGAGGGCAUAAUGAAAGUGAUCAGAAAUUGUCGGUCGCUUAGACUCCUCGACAUAAACAAAUGCCGCUCCAGAGUCUUCAAUGAUCUCAUCACCGCCAUCUUAUCGAUCCUUCCCAGCAGGAUCACACCGUUGAAAAUUCUGAUGGGAAAAGGUCAAAUUGACGAAUCCAUGUGGGAGAUCAAGAAUCCCAAAUUGAUAUUGAUUUGUAUAGAAAGGGGAUAGAACCCGAAAAGAGGAGGUUUCAACAAAUUGUGAGGUUAUGAAUUUGC
Phlebotomus argentipes is the source of this 1421-nucleotide messenger RNA. RefSeq lists its product as uncharacterized. Gene Ontology annotation, biological process: SCF-dependent proteasomal ubiquitin-dependent protein catabolic process. Gene Ontology annotation, cellular component: SCF ubiquitin ligase complex. The record is from RefSeq and is a predicted model, not a curated record. NCBI's taxonomy places the organism in Eukaryota, Metazoa, Arthropoda, Insecta, Diptera, Psychodidae. The transcript has a single exon. The coding region runs from base 1 to 1374 and encodes 457 amino acids. Gene Ontology annotation, molecular function: protein binding.